AUGGACUUUUACGCUUCCGCAAAUUUAUUUGAUAUUUCAUGGGAAGAUUUGUUUUUCUUCGAUAAUAUUGAUUCCAAUUCUUCAUCCUCUAGCGGUGAUCAUAUGGAUUUACAAGAAUUCAACUCCAAUAUCAAAGAAGAAAAUUCACCACCACCAACGCAAACCCUAACUCAACACCAACCAUCACUUCCCUUAAAAACCCUAACUCAAAAACAACCAUCAUGUAAACGAGAGAAGAGGCUUUAUAGAGGAGUAAGGACACGACCAUGGGGAAAAUAUGCAGCAGAGAUAAGAGACACAACAAGAAACGGUGUUCGAGUAUGGAUCGGAACAUUCGAUACACCUGAAGCAGCUGCUUUGGCUUAUGAUCAAGCAGCUUUCUUAACAAGAGGUUAUAGGGCAACCCUUAACUUCUCAGAACAUGUUGUGAAGGAGUCUCUUCAAAACAUGAACUUUAAGACAUUGUUAAACCGGGGUUGUUCGCCUUUGUUGGAACUAAAAAAGAUGCAUGUCUUGAGAACAAGAUCUACUAAGACUUGUAGUAAAAAGGGUAAAAAGGAUUCAAAGAAUGGAGGGUUGAAUAUUAAUAUCGCUGAAAAUGUUUUGGUGUUGGAAGAUAUGGGGUCUGAGUAUCUCGAGCAACUUUUGAUGAGCACCAUUUGA
Molecule: messenger RNA, 663 nt
Organism: Vicia faba (fava bean)
Lineage: Eukaryota; Viridiplantae; Streptophyta; Magnoliopsida; Fabales; Fabaceae
Source: the annotation of a GenBank genome assembly